AUGUCUGCGACAGCAGUGGCAGAAGAUGGCAAAGGACAAGCUCAGGCUCCCAAUGGGCGCAAAGGCGUCAUUAAUGCCCAAGCCAUGGUGCGAAUGGCGAAUCUUCAGCCGGAAGGGGACGAGAACGCCACUUACGCGGACAUUCUCUUCCCUACCGACCGAAACACAGUCCGCACGUUGGCCAUGGCUCGAGAGCUGCUGGAGAGCGAACGCUAUAGCGAAGCGGUAAGGCACCUGGGCCACAUUCUGGAUGCCAAACAGGACUAUUUCUUUCAGCCCGAUCCUCAGCAGCCCUUCCAUCGCAGCCUAAAGGCCGAGGCGGUGAGGUUGAUCGGGGAGUUGCCCGAGGAAGGCCAAGAGGCCUACCGCCUGCAAUACGGCACCCCGGCGAAGCAAAUGCUCGACGCGGCCGUCCAGAGCGGCGAUCCAGCCAAGAUCGCCGAGGUCGCACGAACCUACUUCCAUACCCCCGCGGGCUACGAAGCCACGCUAUUGUUGGCCUCCGACCAUCUCGAUCAUGGUCGCGCCUUGGCGGCUGCGUUGUGUCUUCAGCGGCUGAAAGAAACCGUUAGAGCUGCGGCCAAAUGGGAGCCCAUGCUGUCACUGCAGUUGGCUACUUGCUGGUUGCGAGCUGGCCAACAAGACAAAGCUCAAGAAACACUGGUUGCACUUCGGGAGAGCAUUGGUGGAGCUGAUGUCUCUGUUGGUGGUGAAUCGAUCAAAUGGUUUGAUGACGAAGAGGAUUCCGUUGCGUGGUUUUCCGAGCAACUCGGGCCACAGCUUCAAAUCGCCGCGGUUGAUAUGGCCGAGUGGCUGAUGUUCCGCGGAAACGCCUCUCGCACGGCGGUAAGUUCCGGCGGAAGUCCAUUGCUGAAUCCGCGAUGGAAAGUCCCAACCACCGACGACCCUACCAUCGAGAAAAUCCUCGGUGAGCUUCAAGACCGUUACGACGACCAGCACGUUACUUCGCUUCCCAGCGUUCAUCCGUUGGUGGUAGACGAUGUGGUGCUGAUGCGGACCACGAGUAAUCUGCUCGCGGUCGAUCUCGUGACCGGCAAGCGACUGUGGAAUGUUCCGGCCGAUGAUUCUAUUGAAGCCCUACUCGAUGUGCGUGGCGGUGCGGCGGCAAACACGCCCCAGCUCGAGGCCGGACUAGAACAGCGAAUCUGGAACGAUACGACGUAUGGCACACUCAGCAGCGAUGGGAGUUUUGUCUACAGCAUUGAAGACUUGAACCCCUUCAGUGGAACGACCGCUUCUAUUCCGGGGCGGGCGGUGAUCAUGCAGCAGCGGAGCUCUGGCCCUCAGCUCCAUAACCGGCUCACGGCUCACGACGUUCACACUGGCAAGCUGGUGUGGGAAGUAGGUGGGCCAGGUGGAGAAGGGGCUUUGGAUCUUGCUGAUACUUACUUCUUGGGUCCACCUCUUCCACUAGCGGGGCAGUUGUACUGCCUGGCUGAGACGGCUGGUGAAAUCCAACUUCUGGCCCUUUCCGCGCGGUCAGGAGAACUAGAGUGGAGUCAGCAACUGGCGAUGCUCGAGCGGAAUCUUCUCCAGGACCCUAUUCGAGCAAGCUGCGGUGCAGCACCUUCCUAUGCAGAUGGCGUGAUGGUUUGCCCGACUUCGGCCGGCGCAGUCAUCGCGGUGAAUCUCACCACGCGUUCGCUGCUGUGGGGAUACCGUUACCCAGUGACUGAGAAGUAUCAGGCGAACUCCCGAAUGAUGAUCAUUCGUCGGGGAGGUGCCGUAUUCCAAACCGGGGGCGAUGCCGGCGCGGGCGAUGGUUGGGCUGAUUCCAGCGUGACGAUAUCUGAAGGACAAGUGGUUCUCACACCUGCUGAGUCGAACGAAAUCUACUGCCUCAACCUUCUGGAUGGCUCGUUGGUUUGGAAGAAGGAACGGCAGGACGGACUUUAUGUGGCCGGAGUACACCACUCGAAUGUAAUCGUUGUCGGCCGCACAGGACUGCGUGCGCUUCAGCUUGCCGACGGCGAGGCGGCCUGGGGCGACGUGGAGUUCCCCGAUUCAGCUUCACCGAGUGGUCGAGGCUUUAUCAACGGCAGCCAACUUUUCCUCCCGUUAUCGACGGCCGAGGUAGCCACAUUCAAUCUGAGCGAUGGUGAGCUAGUCGCGCGAUCUCGCUCUCGCGACGGUAGCGUGCCGGGCAACUUGAUUUCACACGGCGGAACGAUUCUGGCCCAGGGCGUUCAGAAUCUCGAGAGCUUCUACCAGUUGGAGUUUCUCGAGAAUGAGGUGAAAGGAACUCUCGCCCAUGAGCCCGAGAACGCGGUGGCGUUGGCUCUGCGGGGUGAGAUUCGCCUGCACAGUGGCGCCGUCGAAGAAGCCGUGGCCGAUCUGCGGCGGUCUUUGGCCCUUUCUUCCGACCCCCACACACAACAGCUACUGGUCGACGCUUUGCUAGAAGGUUUGCGUGUCGACUUUGCAACCUAUCGUAGUUCGGUCGAUGAGUUGGAAACCCUGAUUGAACAGCCGGAGCAACGCAGCAAGUUUCUGCGGCUGCUGGCCACGGGGUUGCAUGCGGCGGGUGAAGUCGACGAGGCCUUUGCCACCUAUAUGCGAUUUACCGAUCCGGCACUUGGGCAACUGGAACUGGAGCCCAUUGACGGAGUGCUUUCCGUGCGUCGCGAUCGCUGGGUUCGUACACGAAUUGGCGAGUUGUGGGAGCUAGCCACCGAAGAGCAACAGCAAGCGAUGGACGCAGAAUUGCAAACGCGGCUGGCCAGCGUGCUGGAAUCGGAUGGCACGACCGAGUUGAGUCAUUUCCUGGCGUUCUUUGGUAAUCACAACUUGGCCGAGUCAGCUCGGGCCGAACUGGUUAAUCGUUUGAUACUGCAAGACGAACUUUUGGCAGCAGAAUUCCAACUGCGGCAGAUGCGAGAAUCUGAAAACUCCGAGAUCAGCAAUCGCGCGACCGCGCAACUCGCGACCCUGCUGGGGGGCUCACGCCGGCCAGAAGAUGCGGCCAUUUACUACGCACACUUGAAGGGCGAGUUGGCCGAGGUGAUGUGUCUCGAUGGGAUGACCGGAAGCGAGCUGUACGCCAUGGUCUCCGAUCCGGCUGUGCUUCAACAGGUGGCUGGAGACCGCAGUUCUUGGCCGGCAGGGCAGGUUGUGAAGUCGCGGGAAGAGAAGAAUAUCAACAACGCGAUGCGGUACUUCGGGUUCGAGAUCCAGGGCCCUCAGGGACCGUUCUUCAACGAUCUGCAUAUCGAAAUCGAUCAGAAUCGACGGAUGCUCGUGGGACGCGAUGGCUUGGGCCAAGCCGCCUGGCAAGUGAACGUGGUCGAGCCGGGGACGAAUAAUGGGCCAAACUUCAAUCAGCACGUAAAUCACGGCCGAGUCGCGGGACACCUCCUGCUCAUCACACUCGGACACGAACUAUUGGCGAUCGACACCCUGCAUACUGACGAGGAGAGCGGGCCGAGUAACGAGGCUCGCAUUCUCUGGCGGCGAAGUCUGGCCGAAUCGGUGCUUGGCGGGCGGGGCAAUGCCGUACCUCAGUUUCGCCAGUUCCAAGCCCCCUGGGGCAAUCGAAUCGUCGUGAAUGGCAACGGCUGGCAACCGGCCGGCACCCUUUGUUUCGUUUCCGAGAACCUUGUGUGCUUCGAAGAGAAUCGCAAGCUGAUCGUAGCCGACCCUUUAACCGGUGAAACGCUAUGGAUGCGACGCGACGUUGGCAGCGGUGCGAUGGUUUGGGGCGACGAUGAAGUGUUGUUGAUGGUUGCUCCCGAUGAGACCGAAGCCGUUGUGCUGCGAGCAAGUGACGGCACCGAACUGGGUAAGUGUGCGGUGGCCACGGCCGAAGAGCGCGUUUGCACAUUGGGUCGCAACCUGGUGCAGUGGGAAAUCUCCCGCGAUGGCAGCACCGUACAGAUGUACGAUCCGCACGCUCAGCAGGUCGUUUGGAGUCACGUCUUCUCCAAGCAUGCCAAGGCCCGGCUGAUCAAUAACGAAGAGCUGGCGAUUGUUGAGCCCGAAGGGCGAUUCGUGCUGUUGAACCUGGCCGACGGUGAAAUCAAGAUCGACUGCCCGAUCGAAGAGGAAGAAGACCUCAACGAGGUCUACGCCAUCCGCUCGCGGGAUCAUUACAUCAUUGUGGCCAAUCGCCCUUGGCAGCAGCGGCCCAACAUCUUCAUCAAUCCGUUGCCCGGUGGAUUUGGGUGCGUCGUCGUCGACGGCAUGGUCUACGGCUUCGAUCGCCGGUCGGGCAAGAAGCUGUGGUCGCAGGAAGUCAAGAAUCAUGGCCUCGAGCUGACCCAAUCGAGCGAGAUGCCGGUGUUGGCGUUCGCCAGCCAAAUUCAUCGGCAACAAAUCAACAAUCGCGGCGGCCGUCGUUAUGAAACCGCGGUCAUUUGCAUGGAUAAACGCACCGGCGCUGUUAUUCACGAAGAACGGUUAGCCAACACGGUGAGUACGGUGAGUUUGGAAGCUGACGCGGCAAAUUCAACAGUGGAGUUGAACAUGCAGCGGGCAAAAGUGCAGAUGAAGUUCACCGACGAGGAACUCGACCAGGAUGCCUCCGAAACGCGCAAGCUGAUUGACGGCGCUGCGGAAGAUGACGAAGAAGAGGAAGAGGAAACACCCGAGACCGAAGAGGAAGAAACAUUCCUGACCGCCGCCACUGCCGCGACAUUCGCUGGCACCCGUUGGUGCUAUGCCGCGUCGGCCUCGCGCGAUCCGAAUGUUGAGCGAAUCGUUGAUCGAGGGCUGGAGUGGGUGGCUAACACCCAAUCGCGGUUGGGCCAUUGGAGCGCCAACGACGGACGGUACCCAACUGCGAUGACCGCGCUGGCAGGAACCGCCCUGCUGGCCGAAGGUUCAACCAGCAUGCAGGGCAAGUAUGCCGAAAACAUUCGUCGCGCGGUCGACUACCUGGUGAGCCGCAGUCGGACGAACGGAUUGAUUGGCGACCCGACGGGAGACGACCGUUACACCUAUGGUCACGGCUUCUCGAUGCUCUUCCUCUCUCAGGUUUUAGGCGAGGAAGAAGAUAUCGACCGGCGUCGGACCCUCGUGGAUGUGCUGACGCGGGCGGUUGAGUUCACAGGGCAAGCCCAGACGAAGGCCGGAGGUUGGGGGUACGUGAGUGCUCGCGAUGGGCACGGGUUCGACGAAGGCUCGACCACGAUUACCCAAGUGCAAGGUCUCCGCGGCUGCCGCAAUGCGGGCAUCACCGUGCCGAAGGAAGUGAUCGACCAAGCGAUUCAAUACAUCCACAACUGCACGGCGCCCGACGGGGGCGUUCAGUACAGUUCGAAAGGCGGCGGAUCACGGCCGGCCAUCACCGCAGCGGCGAUCGCUUGUCUCUACAACGCGGGCGAUUACGACGACGAAUACGUGCCCAAGUUGAUGGAUUACUGCGAGAAGAAUCUUUCGAAUAUCUCGAAUCAAGGCUUCGGCCACUGGCACUACGCCCAUUACUACUACUCCCAGGUGUUGUAUCGCGAGGGCGGGCAGACCUGGAACGACUAUCGCAAGAAGAUUGAAGCGAAAUUGAUCUCCGAGGCCGGCUCCGAUGGCUCUUGGAGCCAGGGCUACAUCGGUCACGUCUACACAACCGCAAUCAACCUCACCAUUCUCCAACUAGAAAACUCCGCGCGAGAAAAGGUGGUAGAGCAACUGUCGCAUGUCAUUGUCGGGCAGAGCGAAGUGAUUGACGAGUUGCUGAUUUGCCUCUUCAGUCGAGGUCACUGCCUGUUGGAAGGCGUGCCAGGGCUGGCCAAGACGUUGAUGAUCAGCACGUUGGCUCGCUCGCUGAACUUGUCGUUCGCCCGCAUUCAGUUUACGCCCGACCUGAUGCCGGCCGACAUCACGGGCACGGAAAUCAUUGAAGAGAACAAGACAACCGGUCAGCGAGAAUUUCGGUUUCUGGAAGGACCGCUAUUCGCAAACCUGAUUCUUGCUGACGAAAUCAACCGUACUCCCCCGAAAACGCAGGCCGCCCUGUUGGAAGCAAUGCAGGAGAGGCAGGCUACGGUUGGUCGGGUGCGGCACCAACUCUCCGAUCCGUUCUUCGUGCUGGCCACACAGAACCCCAUCGAGCAGGAAGGUACCUACCCACUGCCCGAGGCCCAGCAAGACCGCUUUAUGUUCAAGGUCUUCGUGAAGUACCCCACGUUCGACGAAGAAUUCGAAGUGGCUCGCCGCACCACCAUGGUGCAGACCGAUCACAUUGUGCCGGUACUCUCCGGGGAUGAGAUCAUCCAUUUACAGCAAAUGGUGCGGGAGGUGCCCGUCACCGAUCACAUCAUCCGCUAUGCCUUGGCGCUGGUGCGGCAAACUCGAGUGGGUGAAGAGGGGGUUCCCGACUUCAUCACCGAGCAGGUUCGUUGGGGAGCCGGCCCCCGCGCGGUGCAGUAUCUCAUCCUGGGCGGUAAAGCUCGUGCUUUGUUGCACGGCCGCACCUACGUUUCGACGGAAGACAUUCAGGCUCUGGCCCGUCCUGUGAUGCGGCAUCGACUGGUUGUAAGUUUUUCGGCCGAAAGUGACGGCGUAACCCCCGAUGUCGUAGUUGACAAGUUGAUUGAAACAACUCCGAGCAAAGAAGACGAACUCACGAACGAUGGAAUGCAUCGCAGUCCGUACUUCGGGCAGUCGAUCGAAUUCCUGCAACACCGGGAGUACGUACCGGGGGACGACCUUCGCCAUAUCGACUGGAAGGUGUGGGCGAAGCAAGACCGUAUGUACAUCAAACAGUUCGAAGAAGAGACGAACUUGCGGUGCAUGAUGCUGGUCGAUACUUCGAGCAGCAUGCAGUUCGGCGCGGGCCCGCUCAAUAAAUUCGACUACGCUGCCACGGUGGCCACCAGCUUGGCCUACAUGUUGCUGCGGCAGCACGACGCGGUGGGCUGUGUGACCUUUGGUGAAGGGGUCGAAGCUGAAGUGCCGGUCCGCAGUCGAGAGAAUCACCUAAACCUGAUUGUCGAGGCGCUCGAGACCAGCGAGCAGAAGGCGAAAACCGACUUCUACGAUAUUCUUCGCCGAGUGGCUGAGGUGUAUCCACGACGUGGAAUGGUGGUGCUCAUUUCCGACUUGCUCGCCCCGCGAGAGCCAUUCUUGCGAGGGCUUCGCCUACUGCGCCAGCGUGGGCACGACGUAAUGGUUUUUCAUGUGCUGGAUGAUGAUGAACUCGAUUUUCCGUUCGAUGGUUCGACUCGGUUCGAAGGGCUCGAAACCGCCGACCGACUGACGUGUAAUCCUCGCGCACUUCGUGAUGGAUACAUGGCCGCGUUAGGCGAGUUUCUGGAAGAGGUGCGUCAUGGCUGCGCCCGCGAGAUGGUUGACUACGCCUUGAUGCGUACUUUCUUAAACCCAAUGCUGCUGUGGGGAUUGUUGAUCGUGGCGAUCCCCGUGUUGAUCCACUUGAUCAACAUGCUGCGCCAACGGCGCGUGAAGUGGGCUGCGAUGGAGUUCCUGCUUGUCAGCCAGAAGAAGAAUCGCACCUGGGUCAUGCUUCGCGAGCUGCUGUUGCUGGCGUUGCGAAUGCUGGCCAUCGCGGCGAUUGUGCUGAUGCUGGCUCAACCGCUGAUGCGGAGCAGCUUGGCGCGGUUCCUGGGUAGUACGACCACCCAUCACGUGGUUUUGCUGGACGAUAGUUUCUCAAUGUCCGAUCGCUGGGCUAAUGCCGAUGCUUUUCAGGUCGCCAAGCAGUCCAUCUCUCGGUUAGGCGAGCAGGCCGCUGCCCAAGGGAUCUCGCAAUCGUUUACGCUGCUAAGGCUUUCGCAGGCUGCCCCCCGUGGCGGUCCACCUCAGCCAGACUUGCUGGCCGAGGCGGCAUUCUCAUCGCUCGACGAACUCUUAGGGCCCUCGGAUGGCGAGCAGCGGAUUGUCUACCUGGUGUCCGACUACCGCUCGCGGCAAUGGGCCGAACCCGACGAGUUGAAGCAAACGCUCGCCAAGCUCAGCGGCGAAGGCACAAGAGUCGAACUGGUCGAUUGCGUCGACAAGACUCGACCCAACUUGGCGAUCGCCUCGCUGAAGCCACUUUCUGGCACCAGGGCUGCCGGCGUAGCUCUGUUCCAUGAAGUUGCCGUGACGAAUUUUGGGACCGAACCGGUACACGACGUUUCGGUGUUGCUGGAAGAAGACGGUUCGCCGCGCCCUGCCGUGCUCAUCGAUAGCAUUGCGGCGGGGAAGACCGAGGUUCGACGCUUUCCUGUUCGCUUCCCAACCGCGGGCGAGCAUCUCUUGGCCGCUUCGCUCGAUAGCGACGCAGUGCUGGUCGACAAUCGAUACGAAAGUGUGAUCGACCUACCGCUCACAGUGAAGGUCUUGAUCGUCGAUGGCGAUCCCGAAGGUAACGAUGCCCGAUUUCUAGCUUGGGCGUUGUCUCCCGGGGGGCCGGUCGAGACAGGCAUCUCGACACAGAUCGAGCCCAUGCGUUUUCUCGAUACGGAAUCGCUGGAUGAUUUCUCGGUCAUUUAUUUAACGAACAUCAACCGGCUGGAUGAAUCGGCCAUUUCGGCACUCGAAAAUUUCGUCGAAGGUGGCGGGGGCUUGGCGUUUUUCUGCGGCGAUUUGACCGACCCGACGUUCGUUAACACGCAGUUGUAUCGCGAGGGGAACGGUUUCUUCCCUCUGCCGCUGAUUGGUUCCACCGAAUUGUUCGUCGAUCGGUUGCAACGCGCGGCUGAUUUACAAGUGACGAAUCAUCCGGUGUUCUCGGUAUUCGCCGGGGAGCGGAAUAGCUUUCUUUCGGCGGUCACCAUCCAACGAUAUUUCGGAACCGCUGAUGAUUGGACCCCGGCGGAAAACUCUUCCGUGCAGGUAAUCGCCAAGCUGCGAAACGGUGAUCCGCUGGUGGUUGAACGGCGCCUUGGCAAGGGGAGGGUGAUGGCCGUGCUGACGACGGCCUCGCCACAGUGGAACAACUGGGGUCGAAACCCGAGUUUCGUUGUAGCGUUGCUCGAGAUGCAGUCGUAUCUCAGCAACUCCGACCGAGGCUUGAAGGAGCGCUUAGUGGGUGAACCGCUGGAAUUGCUGCUCGACCCGGCGACUUAUCGUCCUCAGGUUCGUGUGACACCUCCUUCGCAAUCCACCGCCACAGAAAUAGUGGAGGCCACCGUAAAUGAAGACGGGCUCAGGGCCGUAUACCCUGACACGUCUUCCGCGGGGAUCUAUACCGCCGAGCUGCAACGCAAAGACGGGCAGACCGAGAACAGACAGUACGCCUUCAAUGUUGUUGCCGAGGAAGGGAAUCUCACCACGCUCGAUGCCCAGCAGUUGGCCAGCCGUUUGGAAGAUGUGAAUUACAGCUUCCACCAUGCGAGCGAUUUUGAACUCACGGUUUCCGAGUCGAACGACUUCCAGUUGAGUGAAAUGCUGCUUUAUCUGCUGGUCGCCAUGCUCAUUGGAGCACGCGAUAUGAAUUUAAUCGCUCCCGUACUCCUGGCACUUGAUGCGUCACAAACCACAUUCGAGUGGGGUCGCAUCCAAUCGAACAUCGAUUGGAUUGCCCCGACCGUGGUGCUUGUGCUGAUCAUUCUGUUCGUGCAUUACAUGUACCGUCGCGACAGUGUGGAGUUGCGGCCAGUGGUGGGUUGGUUCCUCGCCUUCCUCCGCAUCGCAGCAUUCCUUGGCCUGUUUCUCAUCUGGCUAAAGCCGCAAUGGCGGACCGAACGCUUCGAGCCACAGAACAGUCGUCUGUUGAUAUUGGUCGACACCAGCCUCAGCAUGAGCCUGGCCGACGCUUCGACCAUGGACGGCUUGCCGGCGAGUCGCCUGACACCAAUUACCGACGUGCUGAAUAGCGGGGAGUGGAUCAAUAAACUUCGCCAGAAACACGAUGUAGCCGUCCUGCGAUUCGAUGAUUCUGUAGCUCGCGUUACAACGCUUGAGAAGCUCGACCCGAACGCGAAAAACAUUGCCGUUCCGCCCGAAGAAGGGGCGGACGAAUCGCCACUCGAUUGGCAAGAGGCGCUGGCCCCGGUGGGUGUGGAAACCCGGCUGGGCGCCGCGCUCAGGCAACUAAUUCACGACGAACGAGCCCAGCCUGUCUCCGGAGUGGUUGUAUUCAGCGACGGGGGGCAGAAUGCGGGCCUCGAUGUGGCGGCCGCCAUCGAGAUGGCUCAAGAAGCCAAGAUCCCGGUGUUCACCGUCGGGCUGGGUUCAGACCGCCAGCCUACCAACGUUCGCAUCGCCGAUUUCGUGGCCCCCAUUCGCGCACAUCCAGGCGAUGCUUACACAGCCACUGCGUUUGUCCAAACUCAAGGCCUCGCCGGACAGACGGCCACGGUUGAGCUGACCAGCCGCGAUGCCGACUCCGAAGGUGACGACAAUGUCACGCUCGAGGCCAGCGAACAAAUCACGCUGGGUGCCGAUGGCGUAGCCGUUCCGGUGAAGUUCGUCCUCACGCCGGAGACCCCCGGUCGCCGCACCUUGGCAGUGCGGGUGCGAACCUCGGUCGAAGACAACAACCCUCGUGACGACGCGCAAGAGGUCGACAUCGAAAUCGUCGAUCGCACGACGAAGGUCUUGUUGUUCGCCGGCGGUCCCAUGCGGGAGUACCGUUUCUUACGGACGCAGCUUUAUCGCGAUGCAACUACCACGGUCGAUAUCUGUCUUCAGUCGGCAUCCGCAGGUAUCUCGCAGGAAGCCGAUCACAUACUGAGUGAAUUCCCCCGCGAGGCGGAAGAGCUAUACGAGUACGACUGCGUCGUGGCGUUCGAUCCAGCUUGGCACGCACUCGACCAAGAGCAACUCGAUCUACUGGAAAAAUGGGUCGCCGAUGAGGCCGGCGGGCUGAUCGUGUUCUCGGGUCCGGUGCAUACGCAAAGCUGGACCCAGCUUCCGAAUAUGGACAAGAUCAGGGCACUUUAUCCAGUCGAUUUCGAGCAACGGCUUUCGCUGCUCGACGAUGGGCGGUUCGGUUCGACCGAGCCCUGGCCUGUGGAGUUCAACCGGGCCGGGAUGGAGGCCGAAUUCCUGUGGCUUGCCGACACGGCUACAGAAAGCUCGCGUCUGUGGUCAGAGUUCCCUGGCGUCUACGGAUACUUUGCCGUUCGGGGAGCCAAACCUACGGCCACCGUCUACGCCCACUUCUCCGAUCCACGUGCCGUGGGGGCAGAAGGCCCGCCGGUGUACAUGGCUGGGCAGUUCUAUGGUGCCGGCCGCGUGUUCUACCUCGGCAGCGGUGAGAUGUGGCGUCUUCGCAGUGUCGACCCGACAGCGUUCGAGGCUUUCUACACCAAACUCAUUCGUCAUGUAUCCGGCGGCCGACUGCUCCGUGGCAGCAGUCGCGGCACGUUGCUGGUCGAACGUGAUCGAUACGUGCUUGGGCAAACCGUUGUAGUCCGGGCGCAGCUUUCCAAUGCACAGCAAGAACCAUUGACAACACCAGAGGUACCCCUGCAGGUGGUCGCACCCGAUGGGAAUCUAAUGCCCAUCCCAAUGGUUGCCGAUCCUGCUCACGAGGGAAGUUACUCUGGCCAGUUUGCUGCCCGGCAGGAGGGGGUUUAUCGCCUGGAAGUGAACGUGCCCGAGUUGGGCGAUGAGAUUCUCAGCCGCCGCGUCCAGGUUCGCGUGCCCGAUGUAGAACGCGAGAACCCACGCCGCAACGACACCCUACUUAGUGAAAUCGCUUCGACCACCGGAGGCGAGUACUACGUGGGCACCACCGACAUGCUCGAUGGAGCCGGCAGCGAGCCGCUCGCCGAAAUGCUUCGCGAUCGAACGCGCACAGAAGUGAUUCGUGAUGCACCAAUCCCGCUUUGGAACAACGUAUGGGUGCUGCUAGUUUUGUGCGGCAUUCUGUGCCUGGAGUGGUUAACCCGUAGAUUGAGCCGACUGGCUUAA
Molecule: messenger RNA, 11814 nt
Organism: Cladocopium goreaui
Lineage: Eukaryota; Dinophyceae; Suessiales; Symbiodiniaceae
Source: the annotation of a GenBank genome assembly